Messenger RNA from Gadus chalcogrammus (walleye pollock), 861 nucleotides. It is a transcript of the gene mrpl35, whose product is annotated as mitochondrial ribosomal protein L35. Gene Ontology annotation, cellular component: ribosome; mitochondrion. NCBI's taxonomy places the organism in Eukaryota, Metazoa, Chordata, Actinopteri, Gadiformes, Gadidae. The record is from RefSeq and is a predicted model, not a curated record. The transcript has 4 exons. Gene Ontology annotation, biological process: translation. Bases 73 to 597 code for a protein of 174 amino acids. Gene Ontology annotation, molecular function: structural constituent of ribosome.
GAGCGCACAAAACAUUUUAACAAAACCGUGCAGCUUGUCCUUUGAGCUUCCCGUAGUAGGCAUAGAAUAAACAUGGCGGCGGCCUUGGUGAGGAAGGUCCCCGGCCUGUUGAGACCUCUGAUGACCUGCGCCAGGGCAGCCAAGAUUGGACAGUUUUCUACCCUAACGCGACCCCAGACAUCUCCGAUAUUUGCUGCCGCUACUAUCAGGGCUUCUCCGGCUCUUCAUUCAUGUCUCCCAACCCAAGGUGGCAUUUUGCAACGUGUCACACCUCUGCUUCCUAGUUUGGGUCUGCAGCCAUGCCGAACCCUGACCUACUUUGGGCUGCGUAAGGGAAAGAAGAAGACCGUGAGGUCCGUGGUGAAGCGGUUCCUGAGGCUCCAUUGUGGUCUCUGGGUCAGACGGCAGGCUGGAUACAAGAAGAAACUAUGGAAGAAGAUGCCUGCCAGACGGUACAGAUUGAGGCAGCAUGUGUUCUGUAACAAGACGCAGAGCAAGAUGCUGGAUAAAAUGACCGGUCCAUUCUGGAAGAGAAGAAACUGGUACCUUGAUGAUCCCUACUUUAAAUACCAUGAUCGUGUCAACCUGAAAGUAUAAAUCCUGUGUGUAUAUUGUCUUUGAUUAUGGUGUAAUAAAGUUAUUGUAUGAAAGAAGGAAAGAUUGUCUUCCAUACUUACGUAAACACUUGGUCAUGUCGUAUGGCAUCAGAGACAGAAUUAAAGUGUUUGAGUUAAAUGUUUUAACUUUUAUAUUUAAGUAUUAACUCCCCUGGUUAAGCUGUUUGUAUCCUCACAACAUGUGUUGGCUGGUCCAAGGUCAAAUAAACAGAUCACUCAAUCUCAUUAUUGAUCUUUUCUUAUC